This is a messenger RNA of Impatiens glandulifera, 1830 nucleotides long. Its product is annotated as cytochrome P450 704C1-like. Gene Ontology annotation, molecular function: iron ion binding; monooxygenase activity; heme binding. The transcript is spliced from 5 exons. The coding region runs from base 81 to 1730 and encodes 549 amino acids. The record is from RefSeq and is a predicted model, not a curated record. NCBI's taxonomy places the organism in Eukaryota, Viridiplantae, Streptophyta, Magnoliopsida, Ericales, Balsaminaceae.
CAUACCAUAGUGAUGACCAGGCUAUUAUAUAAUAGACGAGAAGAACAGAACGGUGAACUAGUUCUAUCAUCUUCUUAACUAUGGCGAUAGCUUCAUUAAUUAGCUUUCUCUCUCAACAAACUUCAACCAUUACAGUUAUAUUCUCCAUAAUCGGCCUUCUUCUCUCGCUUAAACUUGUGGCUAAAUGGAGAAUAAUCGGAAGAAAAAGGAAGUUUCAUCCAAUUGGCGGAACGAUGAUGAAUCAGUUGUUCAAUUUCAGCAGAUUGCAUCAUUACAUGACAGAUCUUGCUCGAAGAUAUAAGACUUACAGGUUAAUUGCUCCUUUUAGGAACGAGAUUUAUACUUCAGAUCCAGCAAAUGUUGAAUACAUUCUCAAAUCCAAUUUCCAAAAUUACGGAAAGGGGAUGUAUAACUACAUGAAUUUAAGGGACUUAUUGGGCGACGGAAUCUUUGCCGUCGAUGGAGAAAAGUGGCGUCAACAAAGGAAAGUAUCUAGCCAUGAGUUCUCAACAAAAGUGUUGAGGGAUUUCAGUAGUGUGAUCUUUAGGAAGAAUGCAUCAAAAAUUGCUAAUAUCAUAUCAAACACCAUCGUUUCAGGUCAAACAAUCGACAUUCAGGAUAUAUUUAUGAAAUCAACUUUGGAUUCCAUAUUCAAAAUUGCCUUUGGAGUUGAACUAGGCACUAUAAUUUGUGGAUCAAGUAGUAAUCAAGAAGGAAUAAAAUUCAGCUAUGCCUUUGAUUGUGCAAGUGCCAUGUCCCUUUGGCGUUACGUCGACCCAUUUUGGAAAUUAAAAAAGUUUCUAAACGUCGGAUCAGAAGCAAAGCUAAAAGAGGCGGUCAAAAUAGUCGAUACAUUCGUAUAUAAACUUAUCUCUAAUGAGGAAGAAACACGCAAGUCAGAACAUUACUCUCCCGUAAGUAUUAACAACAUUAAUAAAAACAAAUCCUUUUCGAGCCCAACACUUAUGAAUUUUUUUCUUUCUUUUUGCCAGAUAAAGAAGGACGACAUACUGUCGAGGUUUCUUCAAGAAAAGGGACCUGAUGCGAAUCCGAAAUACUUAAGAGACAUAAUAUUGAACUUUGUAAUAGCUGGAAAAGAUACAACAGCUGCAACACUAUCUUGGUUCAUGUACAUGAUGUGCAAACAUCCUCAUAUACAGGAAAAAGUUGCCAAGGAAAUAGAAGAACAUACAAGUGAUUAUUAUACACAAAAAGUGAUUUCAAAUAAUUCUUUUGAUGAAUUUGCAAAUUCUAUAAGUGAUGAAGCAAUGGAAAAGAUGCAAUAUCUUCAUGCAACUUUAACUGAGACUCUCAGGCUGCAUCCUGCUGUUCCUGUGGACGCGAAAAUAUGUUUUUCUGAUGAUACACUGCCCGACGGGUUUAGUGUCAAUAAAGGUGACAUGGUUUCCUAUCUUCCAUAUGCAAUGGGCAGGAUGCCAUUUUUAUGGGGCGACGAUGCAGAAGAGUUUAAACCUGAGAGAUGGCUCGACGAAAAAGGCAUCUUUCAGUCUGAGAACCCUUUCAAAUUUACCGCCUUUCAGGCUGGUCCGCGAAUUUGUUUGGGAAAGGAUUUUGCGUACAGACAAAUGAAGAUAUUCUCGGCUAUUCUUUUACGCCAUUUUGUAUUCAAAUUGAGUGAUGAGAGGAAACCAGUCAAUUACAAGACAAUGAUCAAUCUUCACAUUGAUGGUGGUCUUCAUGUUCGCGCCUUGGUCAGGUCAAGUUCUUAGUUUUUCUAAUCGCAAAUAAUAAACUAUGUCCAAUAUCUAUCUGUAUUAUUGUAGUAGGAUUAACUUUAUGUUGUAUUAUUCCUACUCUUUCUAUAGAUCC